Ogataea philodendri is the source of this 336-nucleotide messenger RNA. RefSeq lists its product as uncharacterized. Lineage: Eukaryota; Fungi; Ascomycota; Pichiomycetes; Pichiales; Pichiaceae. The transcript has a single exon. The record is from RefSeq and is a predicted model, not a curated record. Bases 1 to 336 code for a protein of 111 amino acids.
AUGCUAGGUAGAACGUUUUCGUCCUGCUGGAACUUCAUUCUAUGCUCAAUCACCUUCUUGGUGUACACCUUGCUGGAGUACUUCUUGCCUGGCUUGCUCACUGUGACCGGGCCUGCUCCCGGGUCGGCAUUCAGCACCUUGAACAUCUCCUCUAGAAUAUCCAGCUUGCGUCUGCUAAGACGGCCCAUUUUGGACGGCUCCGAGUGGCUCAAGUUGAAGUCUCCAACAGACUCUGCCGCCGCGAUCAUCUCCUUUGCCUGGAACCGGAACGUUCUGAUGAUACAAACGAGCAAAUCGAUGCGCUCCUCCUUGCGCAGAUGGUCUGGCUCUUUGUGA